CCCCCGCCGCGCUGCGUCUCCCGGACCCGCAGGAUGGAGGUGCUGAACCAGCUGGUGGCCGGGGGGCAGUUCCGGGUGGUCAAGGAGCCCCUGGGCUUCCUCAAGCUGCUGGAGUGGUUGUUCUCCAUCUUCGCCUUCGCCACCUGCGGGGGGUUCAGCGGCUCCCUGCGCCUCAGCAUCGAGUGUGCCCCCCCAAACCGCACCGCCCCCAUCACCGUGGCCUUCGGGUACCCCUUCAGGCUGCACCAGGUGUAUUUCGAGGCCCCCUCGUGCGGGGGGGGUCCCCCCGAGCGGGUGUUCCUGGUGGGUGACCACUCCUCGGCCGCGCAGUUCUUCGUCACCGUCGGGGUCGGCUCCUUCCUCUACGCCCCCGCCGCCCUCGGGGGGUACCUGUUCGCCCCCCAGGCCUACCGGGCGGGGGGCCGGGGACCCCGCAUCGACCUGGGGGUGACGGCAGCCCUGGCCUUCCUGUGGCUGGUCAGCUCCUGCGCCUGGGCAGCUGCGCUGGCCGAGGUCAAGGCGGCCACGGCGCCCUCGGGGGUGCUGGCCCAGGUCGGGGGGUGCCAGCGCCCGGGGGCGCGGUGCCAGGCCCUGGGGGCACCCCGAACCUCCGGCCUCAACACCUCCGUGGUGUUUGGCUUCCUGAACCUGGUGCUGUGGACGGGGAACCUGUGGUUCGUGUUCAAGGAGACGGGCUGGGGGGGCCUGGGGGCCCGCGCUCCCCCCCCGGGGGGGGUCCCCGAAAAAGCCCCGGCCCCAGAAGGGGGAUACGGCCCCCCCGAGGGGGGGUACGGCCAGCCAGGGGGGGGCUACGGCCAGCCCGGGGGGGGCUACCAGCCCGACUACGGCCAGGGGGGGUACGGGGCCCCCCCCCUCGGAGGGGGGGUACGGCCAGGGAGCCCCGACAUCCUUCGCCAAUCAGAUGUAGGGUCCUCCCCUCCAGCAGGGGGCGCUGUGCCGAAGAGCCGCCCCGUGCGGCACCGAUCGGGGGCGGGGCCUGGGGCUGAGCCACGCCCCCAGGGGGGAGGGAGGCGUGGAGUGGGAGGGGCUUGAACCCCCCAUGGCCCCCCCAUAGACCCCCCCCCCAACAACGAAUCUCCAAAAAUCCCCCCCCAAAAUCCUCCCCACAGCCCCUCCCCCACC
Messenger RNA from Hirundo rustica (Barn swallow), 1143 nucleotides. RefSeq names its product synaptophysin-like. Lineage: Eukaryota; Metazoa; Chordata; Aves; Passeriformes; Hirundinidae. The transcript has 7 exons. Gene Ontology annotation, cellular component: presynaptic active zone; synaptic vesicle; synaptic vesicle membrane. The record is from RefSeq and is a predicted model, not a curated record. Bases 34 to 1053 code for a protein of 339 amino acids.